AGCCAAGCUAACAAGAGCGACUUUAUUCUAGACAAUCCUUUUACACCUGUUGAAUUUGUUCUCAUAAUUCUUGGACUGAGCAUUAUAAGCCUGAUCACAAUUAUUGGCAAUGUUUUAGUCAUGCUCUCCAUCAAGGUCAACAGGAACCUCCAGACGGUCAACAACUACUUCCUGUUCAGUCUAGCAUGUGCAGACCUGUUCAUUGGAGUGUUCUCCAUGAAUCUCUACACAGUGUACAUUGUGAUUGGCCACUGGCCUUUAGGACCUUUGGUCUGUGACCUGUGGUUGGCUCUGGACUAUGUGGUUAGCAACGCUUCUGUUAUGAACCUCCUCAUCAUCAGCUUUGACCGAUACUUCUGUGUCACCAAACCUCUCAGCUACCCAGUCAAAAGGACCCACAAGAUGGCAGGCAUGAUGAUUGCCGCUGCUUGGAUUCUGUCUUUUAUUCUCUGGGCUCCAGCCAUCUUGUUCUGGCAGUUCAUCACCGGGAGCCGAGCAGUGCCUGCGGACGAGUGCUACAUCCAGUUCUUCUCCAAUGCAGUGGUCACAUUUGGCACCGCCAUCGCUGCCUUCUACCUGCCAGUCAUCACUAUGACUAUACUGUACUGGCAGAUCUCCAAAGCCAGCCGCAGUCGCGUCAGAAGCAGAGACAGCCAAAGAGUAUCUAGAGUCAGUAAUGAUGGAGGCCAGGUUGUUCCCAGAGCUGAGGGCAAUGUGGAGGGAAAGUCAAUCCAUGAAGGAGAGGAAAUGGUUCCACGGAGGCAGAGUGCCUCUGACGCCACUACAGGAGAAGAGAGAGAGAGUGAAAAUGACUCUGUAUCUGGCAUGUUUGCUUCCUCCAAUCAGAGGGAUGAAGAGGCCAUAUCUACAAGCACUAACGGUGACCUCAAAAGCAGACAGACCCAGUCAGCUCCUCUAGUCAGAGGAAGUUGGGCCAAAUUUACUUGCUUCAGAACGGCAUCCCAAAUGGACCUGGAAAACACCUAUAAACCCAGCAACGGAUGUCAGAACAUGAACAAUGGCAAGGAAAAGCGAAGUCUAGUGUCGCAGAAAAUUCUCAUUCCACGUUAUCAGAAGAAGAGGAAGAAUUUAUCCUCUCGGGAGAGAAAAGUAACAAGGACCAUUAUGGCCAUUCUGAUAACAUUUACAGCCACGUGGACUCCCUACAAUGUAAUGGUACUCAUCAACACUUUUUGCUCAACCUGUAUUCCAAACACAAUGUGGAUCUUCGGCUACUGGCUCUGUUACAUAAACAGCACAGUUAACCCGGCUUGCUAUGCCCUGUGUAAUGUCACCUUCAAGAACACUUUUAAACAGCUUCUGACAUGCAAGUACAGGAAUAUUAAUUCAACCAGAAAAUAUUGA
Molecule: messenger RNA, 1365 nt
Organism: Myxocyprinus asiaticus (Chinese sucker)
Lineage: Eukaryota; Metazoa; Chordata; Actinopteri; Cypriniformes; Catostomidae
Gene: chrm2b
Product: cholinergic receptor, muscarinic 2b
Exons: 2
Coding region: 121-1365 (414 amino acids)
Biological process (GO): adenylate cyclase-inhibiting G protein-coupled acetylcholine receptor signaling pathway; G protein-coupled receptor signaling pathway, coupled to cyclic nucleotide second messenger; chemical synaptic transmission
Cellular component (GO): plasma membrane; synapse; dendrite
Molecular function (GO): G protein-coupled acetylcholine receptor activity; G protein-coupled serotonin receptor activity
Source: RefSeq, a predicted model, not a curated record